Suillus fuscotomentosus is the source of this 1063-nucleotide messenger RNA. RefSeq lists its product as uncharacterized. The record is from RefSeq and is a predicted model, not a curated record. The transcript has 3 exons. Lineage: Eukaryota; Fungi; Basidiomycota; Agaricomycetes; Boletales; Suillaceae. Bases 307 to 843 code for a protein of 178 amino acids.
ACGGCAACACAGCCGGGUACAAAUUAUACCAUGAGAGGCAGCAGCGAAAAUAGAAACUUAUCGUUCCAUCACGCCGGUCAACGUUUCAACCCCGGAACAACACCCGUUAACAUGUCACUGCUAGUAUUAGCUACGUGGGGCUUCCGGUGGGUGUGCACGUUUUUGGAUCAAACAUCAUGCUGUCCUGAUGGUGAUGCGUAGUAGUAUAAUAUCGUUCUACUAAUAAAAAGAGAAGUUACCUCCGGUGAUCGACGCUCAAGCCACUUCGAAAUUCCGACCUUCUGUGCACUCCCUAUUCCGAACUCCAUGGAAAAGCCCUCCACAAUGUUGAUCGAGCAGUUACAAAGCGUCCACUCUCGUCAACGGAAGGUCAUUCAACAACUGCAGGCAGAUAACGCUAGAUUACUCAGCGAUCUCGUUGAGAUUCGUCGGGAGAGAGACGCUUUCCGAGCGGAGGCUGCGAAGCUUCGCAAGGAGCAGGCAGAACUGCACAACCGACUGGAUGAAACGUUGUCAGAGUAUCAAGAUUUGCGGCGGGAACGUCUCACUCUUUCUCGCGCAUUCAGCAAUGCGUCUUUGGGACGGCCAUCAAAAGCUAAUAAUAAGGCGAUGCAUAUCUUAACAGCGUCGUUGACAAGAGAUGAAGCAAAGAGUCCAUCUCUUGAUUACAACACAGAGAUGACCCACAACAGGCAGAACUCAUAUUCAAGUCGCAAGUUACCAGAACCUGUAAUAACGGACGAUCCCCAAAUGGAUCAGCCUGUUCGCCCAAGUCGGAAGCUGCCUACGACCGUGAUGCCUGUUCCUAGGGUAUCAUUGUACGCACUCGACAUGAACUGUUGAAUGAUGGGCCAUGGGUAUGAGUUUAUGUCACCACGUCAGGACAUGUAACGGAAGGCAAUGCCAAGAAAACUACUUGCGGCUUGCCUCGUGUCAUGUUGUUGUGGAUAUGUAUCAGAGGACAGUAUAAUCGGAUGUUGGGCUUGGUACUUAUGUUAGGACGUCAAGAUCAUAGUAACGGUAACGCCAUGUUGUAAUGACACAGAUUGGACCUUGUGUAAAA